AUGAAGGCCCCUUACGAAAAGUUAUUGGAACAUUUGAGGCGAGAGUCUCUGAUUGAGCUUCUCUCGCGUGAUUUGUCCGUGCUACUGGAUUUGGCGCCCCUACAUGUUACAGCGUCCACGGAGUGGAACACCUUUGCAUUGCUACAUAUCUAUCUUUCCAAGAUCCAACCUCACAAGAAACCGGAGGUAGACACCGAUCGCUUAGUUUGCCGGGGUGCGUCGGUUGCAGGCUACAAGUCGGAGCGCAUGUUGGACAUGAUCAAGCGCCACACGCCAUACGCCUCUGGGAGGGAUAUUGAAGGCUUGAAGUUCCUGCGUGGCUUGGACGGACUGGUUUCCGCCACAAUGAAAGACCCCAGAGAGUUCUCUACAACUUUUGUUGCGGCCUGUCCUGCAGGCGCCGCGGCGUUCGGAGCUUCAGCUGCCAUGCUAGCCCUGAUGUCAAACCCCUCUCUGUUUGAGCGGUUCAGCAACAUGGCUCACGGGAUACUGCGCUCAUACACAGCAGAAGUUCUCAUGGGUUCCAUUGUCUGGGGAGUGUUUCACGGACUCGCAAAGCUGGGGAUGUUUGCGCUACGCUCCUACGACCUCGUGUGGUCUUCUCAAGAACUUUGCGAUCUGCCUUUCGAGCCGCAUGCCUUCGACGCACUGCGUGCGGAUGCUAGUGCAAGGCUAGAGCACUUGACAGCGGCAGACAGGCAUGCCAACGAAUUGACCCGGCAAGUAACAUCCUUCCUGAAGCAGGUAAGGGCUGUGCGAGAGGAUCCAGAAGUCAUGGUAUAUGUUACGGCCGUUGGUGGCUUGCCCUUCUCUGAUUACAUCACAGGAUUCGUCCGAAGAGCUCUGGUUGUCGGCCUCCCAGCCCUGAUCAUGGCUUGCAUGGACAAUGAUGCGUUUGAGAAGUGCAAGGUGGCUACGGAAGUGCAAAGUGAUCUCCUGCGUGCCUCCGAAAAGACCAUCCUGUGUGUCUCAGCAGUUGAAGGACAUGUCAUCUACAUCAAGCACGCCUUUUUGCCAAUGCUGCUAAGUGCGGCAGUGGACACUGUUUGGAUCGAUUUUGACACUUUCAUCCUGCAGGAGCCAUCAGCUGCACUGCGGUCCGCGCGGGACAUGCCUACCCGCAUCCUGCCACAACGUUCGCGAGUGCGGUUUGGCUCCUUCCUCUUUGACAACACAACAGAUCUGUGUGCAUUGUCCAAGAUCUGUGAUCCCAGGCAGUACUGGACAUAUAACGUGACGACCACCACUCCAGAAUCUGCGACGGAUCAUCAAGGGGUCGAAGUCUUGGUCACAGAACAUUGGGAUGCGCGUUGCCUGAACAAUGGCCUAUUCUAUGUGCGAGCGACGUACCGGACGUUGAUUUUCUUCACUCUGUUCUUGAGGCAAAUAUAUGUGAAUCCGUAUACGGACAACCAAAACCUCUUCGAUGCAUUCCUUGCGCAUUCCACCGUAGAUUCAGCUGUGCCAGAUGCCAGACCUAUCCUAAACUAUGCCUUGCUGGAUAUAGAAAACCAGUUCGGCUGUGCAGAAGGCCACAUCAACUCAGCUGUUUCUGGACAUCCGGAUGGGCUGGUCACAUUCCAUUUUUGGGCAUCAGACUUCCGAACGCGGGAAGCUGCUGGAGAGGAGAACACAAGUGCGGAUCGCAUAGUUUCCCGAAAUGGUGUGCAGCGAGUGGCCAAAGCACGAGCAGGAAAGGACCACUUGUUCGAGAUUUUCUUUGGGCCAGAUGCCCAAGAAUCUCCAAGUGAAGUCCCAGCCGCCGGAGCUGCUUUCAUAGAGCAGGUUCGCGCUCCGAAGCCCAACUGGAAAGGCAUGUGCGCUGUCACAGCUGUCGGUGUGGAGGAGCUAGUGGAUGAGCGCAUGCUUCAAGGCGAGCAGACACUCAUAGAUUGGCAAGCGGCCACCCAUGUGGCAGUUUCUGAGCCCGAACCUGCGCAGCCCAGCACGCAGUCCUGCGAACGCGGGCCACGGUGUAUGGACAUACCGUUGGAUCAGUGGACAUCAACCUUGGAGUCUGUCGCGGGGCUCGUUGGGCCGCUCGAAGAAGGCGAGGUGUCGCAGCUGAAAGCGCGGCUUCGCAGCUUGGAUGUGGGGGUUCUUCUGUCCGUGCAGGCCUUUAGAUCCCACGGUUUGCAGAGGUUGGCCAAAGAGCUACGAGAGGUCCUGCAGCAUCCGCCAACCAAUGUGACUUGA
This is a messenger RNA of Symbiodinium pilosum, 2196 nucleotides long. The record is from the annotation of a GenBank genome assembly. NCBI's taxonomy places the organism in Eukaryota, Dinophyceae, Suessiales, Symbiodiniaceae.